Molecule: messenger RNA, 2596 nt
Organism: Hydra vulgaris (swiftwater hydra)
Lineage: Eukaryota; Metazoa; Cnidaria; Hydrozoa; Anthoathecata; Hydridae
Source: RefSeq, a predicted model, not a curated record
GAACUGCAUAUUGUUAAAUAUAAAUUUAAGAACUUUUGAUCAAUUGUUUUCAUUCUUAAAAUAUUAAAUUUUUUUUUUUUUUCAUUACUAAACAAUAAUAAAUUCUCUUUAAAAAUUUUAUAACUUGGAGGAAUAAUGGCACCCAAAACCAGAAUAAGUACUUGUACGCAAAUUAGUGUUGCAUUUGGUACAGGAAAACAAUUUCUAGUUUCAGAAUUACCAACCAACAGAGAUGUUAUAAGAUAUGCAAUUUUAUUAAGAGAGGGCUGCGAAGACAUAAAAAAAAGAAAUUAUCCUGUAAAAGAGAUGGCCAAAGAUAUACUUCCAGCUUUAUUACACCAGUGGUCGAGUGCAAAUUUGGAAUUUACAUCGCCUAAAUUAAUUACUGAUAAAACAAUUUGUGAUAAAAUAGUGACUUUGUGGAACAACGCUUCAGCUAUAGCUUGUCCAAGAAAAAAAGGAGCUAAACAAAUAAUAAAAUUUAAAGAAAAACUUUAUAAACUUUUUGAUAUACUAGUAUGCAAAUGUCCAAUUGUAAAAUGUGAUGAUUUUAUUUGUUCUGAUGAUUGUGAUAAAGAAGUUCAUUGUAAAUGCAAAUGUAUCAAAGAGUACAAAAUACCAUCUAUUGACGUUAAGUUUAUAUAUUUUCAAAGAAUUAAAACUGGAACUGUUAGCAAGUUUCAAAUUGGAUUACCUGAUAGUAUUGAAACCAGGAAACAGUUCAAAAGAUUACUUAGAAAAGAUCGAGAAAAAUAUUUUGAGAAUAAAGACAGCAAUGUUAUUUUAACUAAAAAACAAAAAAUUGAGUCAGAUCAGAUAAACUUUCAAAAAGAAAGUGAUUUUAGUAAUGAAAUAGAAUUAAAUGAUAACAUUGAUGAUAUUACUAAUGUAGAAUUACCUUUAGUACUAGAGAAAUCAUUAGGAAAAAAAAGAUGUUACAAUACCUUAGAAAUUUCACACAUAGCUAUGAAUAGCGUAAGAUAUGGGGUAUUUGCACGUGCUACAGCUGCAAUUGCUACAGCAACACUAAUUGAUGCAGGAUUAAUAACAUCUGAUGAUAAAAAGUUAAUUAUUGAUCAUAGUAAAGUUUCGAGAGCGCAAGAAAAAGUUAUCUCUGAUCUUAGUAAGGAUUUUGACAAAAUAGCAAAAAGUGGAGAAGUGAAAUGCAUAUUUUUUGAUGGGAGAAUUGAUCAAACCAAGCAAAUGAUUGAACUUGAUGACUCAAAUGCAAAAUUUCCAGUAACAGUGAAAGAAGAACAUUACUCUGUUUGUAUGGAACCUGGAGAAAAAUAUUUGUUUCACUUUACUCCUGAGAAAGCAACAAAAAGUGUUAAACAUGCAAAGAUUAUAGCAAAUAAAAUUGUUGAAUGGCUGACUGAGAGAGGUAUUGACAAGUCUUUACUGGCUGUUGGUGGAGACUCUACAAAUGUAAACACCGGUUGGGAGGGUGGAGUCAUCAAACAUAUAGAAAUAAAAUUAGGAAAAAAACUUGUUUGGCUUAUAUGUCAACUCCAUACAAAUGAGUUACCACUGAGACAUCUUAUAACCAAUUUAGAUGGUCAAACGAAAUCAAACAAUAAAUGGUCUGGUGUUAUUGGUUCCAUGCUUGAUCAUGCUACAAAUCUAGAUAUAAAUCCAGUAUUUGAAACUAUUAAAACUGGCAAUCCACUUAUUUCUCUCUAUGAUAAAAUAAUAAAUGACCUGUCUGCAGAUCAAUUUUAUGGUUAUAAAGUUGUUUGUGCCAUUAGAAAUGGUAUUUUACCACCAAAAUUUCAUUUAUUACAAAUUGGGCCUGUUUCACAUUCAAGAUGGUUAACUACUGCUAACAGAAUAUGUAGAAUAUGGAUCUCUAAACAUGGAAUUCAAGGUAAAGAUUUAGAAAAUUUAAGAUCUAUCACCGAGUACAUUGUAGGUGUUUAUUUUCCUUGUUGGUUUAAGAUUAAAGUUGAACAUUCUUGGAUUGAAGGUCCUAAACAUGUACUUUACCAACUGCAGCAAAUUUACUGCAGUUGGUAAAGUACAUGUUUAGGACCUUCAACUGCUUAAAUUUCAAAAAGAAGAUGUCAAUAAAAUAGUAUCACCCUCUAUUCAAAGAUCAGCUUGGUUUUGUUUCAGUGAGUGUAUACUACAAACAUUGUUGUGUUCUAAUACUGAAGAGGAUAGAAGUGUAGCUAUAAAUAAGAUGAAAGAUAUUAGAGGUACUGGAAAUGAAGAUCUACAAAAAGGUGAUUCCUCUCUUUCUGAAUUUUAAUGCUGAAAAAUUGGUAGAUUUAAUAUCAUGGGAGUCACUGGUUUAUGAACCAGUCUUAACUACCUCUCUAACAACUUCUGAAAUUAAUGUGUUUUUAUCAAAUCCUAUGCAGGUGCCGAUUUGGCCAUGUCACGGACAAUCUGUUGAACGUUGCGUAAAGCAAGUUACAGAAGCUUCAAGUAGAGUGUACACUCAUGAAAAGAGAGAAGGAUUUGUCCGAACUCAAGAGGCGAGUAGAAAGUUAAUGCCUAAAAAUAAUAGUAAGCAAGACCUUGAAAGUUUGACACAAAUGUUUUUGUAUUAAAUUUAUAAUAUUUAUUGAAAUAAUUCGGGUUUUUUUUUUAA